AGCACAGCAAUUGAUAAAUAUUCAUUGCCGCAACAAGCGAAGCGCCCUGGAGGAUUGUGGAGCAACUUGCAGUGAUCCCAUUGGUUGUACGGGUGUCCAGCGCUGUGAAGGAUCUGAGCUCUUUCUAUUGAUCAGAGGGAAGGAGAGUAAGAGACCUAGAACACAGCGUCCUGGUUCUGGUGGGAGAUUGCUUACGAAGUUGCCAGCAGUUUAUUAUUAAGGAUUUUUUUUUGUGUCACUGUAGGCUGUGUCGACAAGAUAUGGGAUGUAAAAUGCUCUGAUGCAGAGACUAUGAGCAACGAGGAUUUAUGCUCCCACCCUUGCGAUUUAAUAUCAGUGUUGCAGGAGCCGUACAGCCUCUCGCUCUUUGUACAUGGCAACAAAGGCAUAGCUCGGAAGGGCCAGGAAUCUUCUUGCUGAUGUGACAGAAGGCACUGUUUCGUGAAAUGGCUUCCUCCGAUUCCUCUCUUUUCCAUCUGGAAGAUAGGAAAGGAGAGGAAAUUGAAUGCCAAUUGUCCAACGCGGCCCUGGGUGAAACUGUGAGAGAAGAGAAUAUGAUUGAUGAGGCCUCGGUGUCUGAGGGUCAACUCGAAACGGAAGGACAGAAGCCAAAACCAGGUAACCAUUUGACUGAAGAGUUGGAGUCCUCUUCAGAUGAAGAAUACGGUGAAGAAUUUGUUUUCGAUAGCCUGGGUGAAGAUGAUGACAGUAUCGAAAACAGGCCCCAGCUGAACUCACCAGAAAAACUGGGUGAUAAUCAGGCUGCCGAUGUUCUACAUACAACAUCAAUAUCUGAUGCAACAAAGUCAACACAAUUUGUACAGGAUGAUGCCCUCCUAAACACAAGCCAACCUUCCAUAUUCCCUGCAGAGGAAACUUUGAGCUCUGCGUCUCACCUGAAUCCUGCUGUGUCUCCUACAGCUUCGAUUGUGCAUUCUAUUAGCAUGGACUCUGCUACCACAGCCCCCGGGCCAGGGAGUCCUUCCACUGCUCUGCGCAAUGAAUCUACCAGUAGCUUUGAGGCUGACAUCAAAGAUGAAUCCUGGAAUGAAACCCUCUUGUAUAACACUCAGCCUCCUGUGGAUCCCUGUACAUCACCAGAUAUGCAGGCUGAUGUCAUCUAUGAUGAUGUUGCUCAUGACGAUCGAUCUCCUCAGGAGCAGGUGCCGAUGGAUGAAUUGAUCUACGAAGAUGUACAACGAGAAACUGGUUGCGUCAGUCCAAAUCAGCUGGAGGAAGGCUGGAGUUCCAGUGAGUUUGAGAGCUAUGAUGAACACUCUGAUGAAGAAAAUAAACCUGGAGGCGAGCAGCAAAAAUACAAAGCGGUCCUUCAGCCAAAGCUUUCCCCGGAUCUCAGUAGACUGAAGGAGAAGUACGCCAGGACUAAGAGAGAAUUCCUGGCCAUGAAAGUCAGGGGCAGAGACGUGCAGGAGCUGAAACAGCGAUAUGAUUGCAAGAUGCAGCAGCUCAUGAAGGCGGCAAGGAAUGGGACUAAAGACGGAUUGGAGAAGACAAAAAAUGCAGUAAUGCGCAAAGUAUCCUUCCUCCAAAGGAGAGAGUCUCAAGAUCAGUAUGAAGAGGAUGAUGCUGGAUAUCUCGAUGUUCAGGUGUCGGACUCGAAACAUCCUCCACCGGAGCUUAGUCCGAUGCCACCAGGGCUGAGUCCUCAGCAGAUUGUACGAAGGCACAUCUUGAGUUCAAUUGUACAAAGUGAACGGAGUUAUGUCGAAUCUCUGAAACGAAUACUACAGGAGUAUAAGAAGCCAUUGCUGGAGGCUGAGCCCAAGCUGAUGAGCCUGAGGAAGUUGCGGGUGGUGUUUUACCGUCUAAGGGAAGUUCUUCAAUGCCAUUCAAUGUUUCAGAUUGCCUUGUCUUCACGGGUGGCCGAGUGGGAUGUCACAGAGAAAAUUGGAGAUCUCUUUGUAGCUUCAUUCUCAAAGUCAAUGGUGCUGGAUGUAUAUAGUGACUAUGUGAAUAACUUCACCAACGCCAUGGCUCUCAUUAAGAAAGCCUGCCUAACUAAACCUGCUUUUCUGGAAUUCCUGAAGAGGAAACAAGCCUCCAACUCUGACCGGAUAACGCUCUAUGGGUUGAUGGUGAAGCCAAUCCAACGGUUCCCACAAUUUAUUCUAUUGCUUCAGGAUAUGCUGAAGAACACACCAAGGGGGCACCCCGACCGGCUCUCCUUGCAGCUCGCUCUGACGGAGCUGGAAACCCUGGCUGAGAAGCUCAACGAGCAAAAGAGAGUGGUGGAUCAGAUAGCUGAAAUUCAGCAGCUGGCAAAGAGUGUGGGAGACCGCAACCUCAACAAGUUGCUAGGUUCUGGCCAGCGGCAGGUGGUCCUGUGUGAGACUCUGACAGAAACGGUUUAUGGAGAGAGGGGACAGAUCCUAAAAUCCAAGGAGCGGCGGGUGUUCCUGUUGAAUGACCUGCUCGUCUGUGCCAACAUCAAUGUAAAGAGCCAGCCAGACAUCGGCAGCCUGGUCCCAGUUGGCCCAAAGUACACUGUGAAAUGGAGUGCCCCACUGCUGCAGGUUCAGGUAGUGGAGGUUGGCCAAGAAGGGAAAGGCUACGACAAGGACACAAUAAUCUUUCAGCAUCCAGGGAGUAAAAAGACCUCCUCUACCUCUCUAUCAACUAAGAUUUACAUGGGUCCUCCUCGGCUAUACCAGGAACUUCGGGAACUACAACAGGAUCUGGUUGUUGUAAAUCAGAUAAUGCAGCUUAUUAGCACCCUUAAUGGCACUUAUCGGAACCUAAACCUUACUGUUGCCCAGGACUGGACGAGAGCCCUGCAGAGGCUGAUCAGGAUUAAGGAGGAUGAGAUCCAGUCAGCAAACAAGUGCCACCUCCGUCUCCUGUUACCAGGGAAACCAGACAAGUCUGGAAGGCCGGUUAGCUUUAUGGUGGUGUUCAACACGCCAAACCCUCGCAGCAAAAUCUCUUGGGUGAAUCAGCUGCACAUGGCUAAAAUUGCACUAACAACAGAGAACCAGCCUGGCUGGUUCUGUAUCGAGGAUGAUGGAAAGACAAAGGCUCCUUUUUGGUGCCCUUUGCUCGCCUGUCGUAUGCCCAUGUAUGGCUCAAAGUGUCAGGACCUUAAGCCUGAAGCAGCUCUUCACACUCCAGUGCAAUCAUCCUUACUUGGGAUUUCCACUGCCAGCACCUGUCUGGCACAGGGAUACCUUUGGAUCGGCAGUGGGCGAGAACAGGGCCAAGGGCAGGUUGACCUUUUCUCACUAAACAGAUCCACUCCCAGGCACGUCAAGUCUUUCCAGGUCACCUCCCGGGUCUUGUGCAUGGAGUAUAUCCCUCAAAAGGUCAGGGGUGAAGAGGAUAUUGAUUGUCCAUUGGAGAAGUCUGCAGACAACCCAGUUAUUGUUAUGGGACUUCAAGAUGGAAGUGUGGUGGGAUAUGGUGGUGUUGACAUGGCAACCCAGUCUCUGUUUACAUUUAAAAGCCCCGCGGAGAUACCUGUUGUGUGCCUCAAGCAUUUGCUGGAUGUUCUGUUUGCUGGGCUACAGGACGGGACUGUUGCAGUGUACGCCAGGUCAGCCGAGGGAAGCUGGGAAUGGGAUUCUCCCCGAUCUGUAAAAGUUGGUUCGGCUCCAAUCCUUUCACUCCUGGCGGUGGACGAUAUGAUGUGGGCUGGCUGUGGGAAUCGGGUCACUCUGAUCAACGUCAAUUGCUUCACUACACGGUGCUUGGAUGCCCAUCCCGAUGAAGACAUGAAUGUGACCCACAUGAUGAAGGCUGGCGGUGGGGUGUGGAUGGCCUUUUCUGCAGGAUCCUCAAUCCGAUUAUUUCACACGGAAACCCUGGAACAUUUGCAGGAAAUCAAUGUCGUUCCACGCAAUGCACUCUUCACUCCAGGCCAAAAGAACAUUUUGGUGACAUGUUUGCUGGUUUGUCAAGGAAUGCUGUGGGUUGGAACCAAUCAAGGAAUUUUAAUUACUUUACCAGUACCGAAACUUGAAGGAAUUCCAAAAGUAACAGGAAAGGGGAUGAUCUCGUUAAAUGCCCACUGUGGACCUGUAGAGUUUCUGAUCCCAACCACUGGCUCUCUGGACUUGGAAUUAUUGAAAAGCGAAUCCACUGAGGAUGUGCAUGAAUGCCAAGAGACAGAUAGCAAAGGAGAUUCUUCCUCCCAGGAGUCCAUUCAGGAUCUGCAUCAGGAUAAAAAGCAAGGGAUCUCCCUGUGUUACAACCUACACUCAACCUCCCACCUACCCGGUCAGUUACUGUCUGCGUAUGACGACGAGGUCCAGGCCAGUGGCAAUUCUCCAGAGCACAGCAUCGAGGAUGGUUCCAUAUACGAGAUAGUGGAUGACCCGGACGUGUGGGUUCGAAGCAGGUCUUCGACCCGAGAGGUUGCCAAAAAGGAGAAAGUCAGCUCGGUGGCUAUUGCCUCUGGAGGCAGGGGCUAUCAGAACUUUAACAGAGACUUCAAGCCAACUGUGCACAGCAGCAGCGAGAACAUGUUGUUGAUCUGGCAGAUUCCAUUGACUCUGUAGUGUUGCAGCAUUGUGCACAUUUGUAGAAUGUGACCACUGGAAGUCUAGGAUCGUGCCGUGUUUAGUUGUCUGUAACUCUUAAGGGUUUUAAAGGGAAACAUCUCUUUUGCAGAGUUACACACUCAAUCGGGAAGUUGUACUUCCCUAAUAUACUCAGCAUGAGGAUUUCAAAGCGUUCUAGAGUGACCUCUUUCACAUUGGGCACUCCCUUUUGAAGGAGGAUUCAAAGCCAUCACUUUUUUGCCCUUUGUUUUCUAAGGUCGGUGAACUGGGCACUGCAUAGAAAGCAGGCGGGGAGGAUAUUUUGUGCCAUAAUUUUAUUUUUCUCUCUCCUUUCCUCCCUCCCUUAUUCUUUGUCUUUUUUUCCCACCUGAGUCACCCCAUGCCUUGAAGAAAAGGGAACGCCGAAGUUACUUCCUCUUGAUUUUUCACACUCCUUCCCACCCUUUCCCCCACAAGGUGCGGCCAUGCUGGGGAAUGAUUCUAUGGGCGCUGGCAGCCCUUUAGUGCUGCACCUAAAUGGCUUAUCCUCACAUGGGAGCUUGGACAUUGAAUGUCUUCAGGCUAAUUGACUUUGGAGGGCAUUGAAGCUGAACUUGAGCAGGUAUUUAUACGCAUGCACUUUCCAGCAGAGGUCACUGGAUUGCAGUCAGGAAUGGGAACGCUGGUGGUUAAUAUCUUUCCUUUCUCACGUUUUUGGCCACCUUCUUCCAACCAAGGAGCAGUGUGCUAAUCACCUUGCAUCACUCUUGCAUUCUGAAAUACUGACUUACAAAUGGCAGUGGUGGAAGCUUCUUCAGUCAUUUAGAAAGAUAAUUUGGAGCAGAGGGUUUUGUGAAAAUAAAGAUCUUUGUCGGUCGCGA
This is a messenger RNA of Pristis pectinata (smalltooth sawfish), 5377 nucleotides long. RefSeq names its product rho guanine nucleotide exchange factor 10-like protein. Gene Ontology annotation, biological process: positive regulation of stress fiber assembly; SREBP signaling pathway; actin cytoskeleton organization. Gene Ontology annotation, cellular component: cytosol. The transcript has 29 exons. Gene Ontology annotation, molecular function: protein binding; guanyl-nucleotide exchange factor activity. The record is from RefSeq and is a predicted model, not a curated record. The coding region runs from base 447 to 4514 and encodes 1355 amino acids. NCBI's taxonomy places the organism in Eukaryota, Metazoa, Chordata, Chondrichthyes, Rhinopristiformes, Pristidae.